Anastrepha obliqua is the source of this 1755-nucleotide messenger RNA. RefSeq names its product juvenile hormone esterase. The record is from RefSeq and is a predicted model, not a curated record. Bases 1 to 1755 code for a protein of 584 amino acids. NCBI's taxonomy places the organism in Eukaryota, Metazoa, Arthropoda, Insecta, Diptera, Tephritidae. The transcript has 6 exons.
AUGUCGAUUUAUCGUUGCAUCCGCAGCGUGGCCGUGCUUUGUGCGCUGGCCUUGCUGGCUAGCGCUACCACCGUCGAGUGUGAAGAUAACACCACUGCAGAGGGAUUGGACAGAGAACUGUCAGAUAUGGUACUGACUACGGCAUUGGGAAAAAUACGUGGCACAUUGUUGCCCUCUCAAGUUGGGCGUAAUUUUUAUGCUUUUCGUGGCAUACCAUAUGCCAAACCACCUGUGGGAGCGUUACGCUUUAAACCGCCUGAACCGGUAGAUCAAUGGUUUGACAUUUUCGAUGCCACCUUCGACGGGCCGCGUUGCCCCCAACCAGGUUUAUACAGAGACGAUGUUUCCGAGGAUUGCUUACGAGUGAAUAUCUACACGCGUGAUUUGCCCACCGAGAAGGAACCGAAUGUGAAGAAACCGGUAAUUGUAUUCAUACACCCAGGUGGAUUUUACGCACUAUCGGGACAAAGUAAAAAUUUCGCCGGACCGCAGUAUUUCAUGGAUCGGAAUAUUUUAUUGGUAACAUUUAAUUAUCGACUAGGAUCGCUCGGCUUUCUAAGUACGGGCACUGAAGACGCGCUCGGCAAUAUGGGUUUGAAAGAUCAGGUUAUGCUUUUACGUUGGGUAAAACUUCAUAUAUCACGUUUUGGUGGUGAUCCGAACUCAGUGACUCUUCUGGGAUAUGGCGCCGGCGCUAUAAGCAUUACAUUGCAUAUGGUUUCGCCAAUGUCUAGAAAUUUAUUUCACAGGGUUAUCGUUAUGAGUGGAUCGGUCACCGGGCAAUGGCCUUUGCCAAUGGAACAAUUGGAUUUAGCUACACGUCAAGCGGCUUUGCUGCACUGUACGACGGAGAACUUAGCGGAUAUGAUGAGUUGCUUGAAUUCGAAACAUUACCUCGAAUACGCCAACAGUUUACCACAUAUGUUCGAGUUUGGACGCAACAAUCCGUUAAUCUUGUGGAAACCAGUUAUAGAACCAGAUUAUGGGCAGGAACGAUUUAUCACGGAGGAUCCAGUGUGGUCUUAUCAAAAUGGAAACUUUAUGAAAGUGCCGAUUUUAACGGGCGUAACGAAGGAUGAGUUUGCCGGACAAGCUAUAUCGAUUCUAGAAAACCCCCGUCUAUUACAAACAUUUGCGCACAACUUCGAGCAAAUAGCACCAAUUUGUUUCCUAUACAAUGCGGAUAGUCCACGUUCACAAAAUAUUAGUAUGGAAUUAAAGAAUGCAUAUUUUGGACAAGAAUCCUUGGAAUAUGCUGCUGCAUUGCAACCACUAGUAGAGCUUUUCUCUGAUGCCUUAACUGGUUUUGGUGUGCAUCGUUUCGUGCAUUUGGCCGCGCGCUCUACGAAGGUGUUCUACUAUCGUUUCAGCUAUCAGGGACAACGCAGCCAUAUUUAUUACCCCAGUAAUAAGCCAUUCGGUGUUGUGCAUCAUGAUGAUCUAAUGUAUUUGUUUGUGGAACCGUCAGUGAGUCGCAUGUUUACGGAGGACGAUGAGGAAUUUAAAAUUGUCGAUAAAUUAACUAGAAUGUUCACAGCGUUUGCUUAUAAAGGUGACCCAAAUAAACAGAGUGAUGGCAAAUUGCGCGAUAUACGUUGGCGUGCUUUCAGCUUCAAGCGUCAGCACUACUUGGACAUUGGUGAGGACAUAGUGCUCCGAGAAGGUCUUAACUUGCCACGUUACGAAGUUUGGAAGCGUUUGUUUCCGCUAAAUUGGAAGCGUCAAAGCAAACACGACCUGUUGGAUUAUGUGUAG